Molecule: messenger RNA, 381 nt
Organism: Nicotiana attenuata
Lineage: Eukaryota; Viridiplantae; Streptophyta; Magnoliopsida; Solanales; Solanaceae
Exons: 1
Coding region: 1-381 (126 amino acids)
Source: RefSeq, a predicted model, not a curated record
AUGGCAGUGGUACAAGUCAACAAUAAGGCGAGAAACUUACCCUAUAAUGCUAUAAGUGGUGAAGAGUAUGAGAAAAUGUCCAGUUGUGACACAACCAAAGAGAUGUGGGACAAGCUUGAGGUUACAUACGAAGGAACAAUCAAGGUAAAGGAAACACAUAUCAACAUGUUGGUUCAUGAUUACAAACUCUUCCAAAUGAAAGAAGGAGAGUCUAUCGAAGAGAUGUUUGCCAGAUUCAGCAAAAUAAUUAGCGAUCUAAAAGCCUUGGGCAAACCAUAUUCAAGGGGUGAUCAAGUUAGAAAGAUUCUUAGAAGCCUACCAACUACUUGGCAGACCAAAGUAGUCACACUUGAAUCUCAGGAUCUGAAUAAGUUAUCUUAA